AUGCAAGAAUUCAGAAUAAGUGGUGAAAUUGAAAAUGACGUUUGGAAAGUCAUUGAUGAACACCAUGGUUAUACACCAUUCAUUGAUCCACAAAUUAACGAACAAGGUAAAAUCCUCACUAAUGAUAAGCGUCUUUAUCGAUAUUUCUUUAAUGUUUCUAAAGUUGGUACAUUUUCUCGAUUCAAGAUCGAAAAUCUUGGCCCUGAUUCGUGCAAAGGAGAUUAUCAACCUCAUGCAAAUAUUCUUUCAAUUUCAAAGUUGUUAUUCUUUGGCACCAUCUCAAAUAAUCGAAUUUUCUUCUCACCAGCCAAAGUCAAGAAAUCAUCAUCCAAUCUUCUUAAGCUUGGAGCUCUUUCUAUGUUUAAUCAGAUAAUCUAA
Molecule: messenger RNA, 378 nt
Organism: Trichomonas vaginalis G3
Lineage: Eukaryota; Parabasalia; Trichomonadida; Trichomonadidae
Exons: 1
Coding region: 1-378 (125 amino acids)
Source: RefSeq, a predicted model, not a curated record